AUGGCCCAGAAUUUGCCAUUUUCCAUCGCUAAUAUACUUCGCGCAGACUUUCCCGAUCCGUCACGUGUGAGCAAAUUACCUCCGAUUGUGCAAGAGCAACCACAGAAAGAAACCUGGGAAAGUGUAUUCGAAACAAGAAACCAGCCUCUUCGAGGUCUUCCCCUCCGCUGCGAUGAAAUAGGACCUUUGGAUGGGAAUGGAGCAUACAGCACUCAUGUGGAUGCGCUGGAAAGCUGCAUAGAAUUUCUUCAACCCGACUUCGUUGGGAUCGAAGAAGAGCAACGAAGUCUUUUGAAUGUAGAGCUUAAAGAAAACGGCACUAAGAAAAGAACGGUUCAAAUUUCUUCAAGAGACUGUAAGACACAAAAAUUGCCCAAAAGGAGACGCACGCGCUUCUCACGAAUGCAAGUGAAGUAUUUAGAAGAUGCAUUGUCUUGUCAACAUUACCUAACCCGCGACGAACGACGGGUGCUGGCAAAUGCACUGGGGCUUAAGGAAAUACAGGUCAGAAACUGGUUUCAAAACCGGAGAUACCUGUUGAGGCAUCAAGAAGAAAACCAGACCAAACAGGUCCUAGUGACUGUUGGACAGAGGCAACACUGUGCUGUACUUGGAAUGACUCACGUAAAGAAAGCUGACGAGUAG
Molecule: messenger RNA, 645 nt
Organism: Pocillopora damicornis (cauliflower coral)
Lineage: Eukaryota; Metazoa; Cnidaria; Anthozoa; Scleractinia; Pocilloporidae
Product: homeobox protein HMX2-like
Biological process (GO): cell differentiation; regulation of transcription by RNA polymerase II
Cellular component (GO): nucleus
Molecular function (GO): RNA polymerase II cis-regulatory region sequence-specific DNA binding; DNA-binding transcription factor activity, RNA polymerase II-specific
Source: RefSeq, a predicted model, not a curated record